ACCAAACACCGCCUCCAUUAAAGAGACGAGGGAGGGAGAGAAGCUAGAAAAUCAAAAUCGCAGAAAUUCGAACAGGAUGAAGAUAGAAGAAGUACAAUCCACCUCUAAGAAGCAGAGAAUCGCCACUCACACACACAUCAAAGGCCUUGGUCUUGAGCCCGAUGGGAAAGCAAUACCUUUGGCAGCUGGGUUUGUGGGCCAGGCAUCGGCGAGGGAAGCUGGUGGUCUUGUGGUUGAUAUGAUUCGCCAAAAGAAAAUGGCUGGUCGUGCACUGUUAUUUGCUGGUCCACCUGGUACUGGAAAAACUGCUCUUGCCCUUGGAAUUUCACAAGAGCUUGGUAGCAAGGUUCCUUUUUGCCCAAUGGUUGGAUCGGAAGUGUAUUCGUCAGAAGUAAAGAAAACUGAGGUUCUAAUGGAGAAUUUUCGACGAGCGAUUGGUCUCCGUAUUAAAGAAAGCAAGGAGGUUUAUGAAGGAGAGGUAACUGAAUUAUCUCCAGAAGAAACCGAGAGUGUGACAGGUGGAUACGGCAAAAGUAUUAGCCACGUCAUAAUUGGGUUGAAAACCGUAAAAGGGACCAAACAAUUGAAGUUGGAUCCAACAAUAUACGACGCCUUGAUUAAGGAAAAAGUAGCUGUAGGUGAUGUUAUAUACAUUGAAGCAAAUAGCGGAGCAGUUAAAAGGGUUGGGAGAAGUGACGCUUUUGCCACUGAGUUUGACCUUGAAGCCGAAGAAUACGUUCCACUUCCUAAAGGAGAGGUUCACAAGAAGAAGGAAAUAGUCCAGGAUGUUACAUUGCAUGAUCUCGAUGCGGCGAAUGCACGGCCUCAAGGUGGGCAAGAUAUAUUGUCUCUAAUGGGGCAGAUGAUGAAACCUAGGAAAACUGAAAUAACCGACAAGCUACGUCAGGAAAUAAAUAAGGUCGUUAACCGGUAUAUAGACGAGGGUGUGGCAGAACUCGUUCCUGGUGUCUUAUUUAUCGAUGAGGUUCACAUGCUGGAUAUGGAGUGCUUUUCGUAUUUAAAUCGUGCUUUAGAAAGCUCGCUAUCUCCCAUUGUGAUUUUUGCCACAAAUCGAGGAAUUUGUAGCGUCAGAGGAACCGAUAUGACUAGUCCUCACGGUAUACCAGUUGACUUGUUGGACCGAUUGGUUAUUAUAAGAACAGAAACCUACGGUCCCGCUGAAAUGAUACAGAUAUUAGCUAUCAGAGCUCAGGUUGAGGAACUCAAAAUCGACGAGGAAAGUCUGGCUUUUCUUGGAGAGAUCGGACAACAAGCAUCUUUGAGACAUGCCGUUCAGCUGUUAUCUCCUGGCAGCAUAGUUGCUAAGAUGAAUGGUCGUGAUAAUAUUUGCAAGGCGGAUCUGGAAGAAGUGAGUUCUCUUUAUUUGGACGCCAAAUCUUCGGCAAAGCUUCUUCAGGAGCAGCAGGAUAGAUACAUAUCGUGAUAAAUUUGGAUUGAAUCGAUAUGUAAGUUCUUAGAUAUUAUCGACUCUAUGAGACAAUUGAAUUGUGCUCGAACUCUAACUUUUGCAAUGGUCGCGAUUCUCAAUUUAUCUUGCGACAGUAGUCAAUAUUUUUUUCCUUGUGCAAUUGAGUGAAAUCCGUUUUCA
Molecule: messenger RNA, 1609 nt
Organism: Erythranthe guttata (spotted monkey flower)
Lineage: Eukaryota; Viridiplantae; Streptophyta; Magnoliopsida; Lamiales; Phrymaceae
Product: ruvB-like protein 1
Molecular function (GO): ATP-dependent activity, acting on DNA; ATP binding; ATP hydrolysis activity
Source: RefSeq, a predicted model, not a curated record